UUCAACACUAAUUUGCGCGUGCACGAUCUAAAAAUAGACCAUGAUGCAGUAAUGCAUGUGAUCGAUCGCGAACGAAUGAAUACUUUUACUAGUUUUCCUUUCGGCAGAAGAACUUUGCUCUCAAGGAAGUAAAGAUAAUCCAUAAACACGGCUCUUUACGCGGUAGGCGUUGCUGUCGACAAGAUGGCAGCCAAAGGAGGGGCGAAGGGGCCUGAACCUGCGGCAUCAGAUGGAGCGAUAACCUUCGAGGAUUUGGGGAUUCCGACAGGGACUGGCGGAAUGGUUCGUACGCCGGUGGGACAGCGGAGAUCCCUGAAAGACGUCACAACCUUAGAAUGGAUCUUUCUCGUUCUCUCAACACUGAGCAUCCUGGUGGUCUCCGCGCUCACCAUCUUUCGCCUCGUAGAACUGAUCAGAGACUCGAAGUCGAACGUAGCCCAAACAACACAGACACCAACACCAUCAGCAUCGGCAUCAUCAGAAGCAAGCGAUAAUGAAACUGAUACCGUGUUUGCAAUCUUACUGCUCUUUAAUGCUGUUUACAUCUUAUUUUAUGUUCUAAAUGGCGUGUUUGGAGAAAGAGCCAAUGAGUUGCUCAUAUUUGUGGCUGGAAUUUGCAUUGUCCUGGUCUAUUGUAUCAUCAACUACUUACAACAAGGAUCAACAUCUCAUGCAGUUAAACUGGCCCGCUUGAUCCUGAUCAGUGCGGCAGGUCCGGUGCUGGGCAUAAUGGCUCUCUACAUCGCGUACAGAUAUUACGACUCCCGAAAUCUCAUCUUUAGAACCGUCGGAGCAAACAUUGAAUUACAAGAUAUGUGCCAGUACAUGUUUCUUUGUGAAUCACUACUAAAGUUUGAUUUUCAGCUUGAGGUCAGCAUAGUGAUUCUCGUACUGGACGACCUAUCUUCCAUCUCAUUGUUUGAAACGCUCAUCAUAUGUUUUGGUGUGACCUACGGCAUGAUAUGGGCCGUAGUCGGAUUUUUAUCGAUGAGAUACGAGAACAAGCAUCUCACAUGGAUAUUUUUCGCCACAAGCGUUUUUGAGCCAGCAUAUAUCAUCUUCAAAAUAGUCAGGGUGGCCCAGGACUUUGACCCUCAUAACUCCAGCAUGCAGCUUCUUAACUAUGCCAUCAUAGUCUGUUCCGUCCUUGGUCUUCUUGUCAGAGUGGCCGUCGUCCUGUGCAUGUCCAAGGUGUAUUCGAACUUUGGAAAGGGACUCAAGGAGAAAGCAUUUGGUGAUGAAGGUGAUGGCGAUACGCAACCAUUCCGUUCUUCAUGAUCUCUCAAACGUGAGAGAGAGCCUGCCCGUGCCUUGAACCUGUGACCUACAGGAACUAUUGGUCCAUCCAUUAAUCCUUGGAAAUGAGAGAAGUGUUUACUCAACAGGUUGAUAACCUGGGUCCAUUUUCACAAAGCCCCUUUUUCAAUGACAAAUGACGAAAAUCAGUGCCAAAUCCGCUGAUAACCAAUCAGAAGCAAGGAUUUCACCAUCUUGUAACAAAAACUGUCAUUUGUCACUGAUGGCAAGUUUUGUGAAACAGGGCCCGGAUCUCUUGGGUACAGAGCCUUCUUUUAUCA
Messenger RNA from Strongylocentrotus purpuratus (purple sea urchin), 1577 nucleotides. RefSeq lists its product as uncharacterized. Bases 184 to 1278 code for a protein of 364 amino acids. The record is from RefSeq and is a predicted model, not a curated record. NCBI's taxonomy places the organism in Eukaryota, Metazoa, Echinodermata, Echinoidea, Camarodonta, Strongylocentrotidae. The transcript has 9 exons.